Naumovozyma dairenensis CBS 421 is the source of this 1551-nucleotide messenger RNA. It is a transcript of the gene THR4, whose product is annotated as threonine synthase THR4. The record is from RefSeq and is a predicted model, not a curated record. The transcript has a single exon. The coding region runs from base 1 to 1551 and encodes 516 amino acids. Gene Ontology annotation, molecular function: threonine synthase activity; pyridoxal phosphate binding. Gene Ontology annotation, biological process: L-threonine biosynthetic process. Lineage: Eukaryota; Fungi; Ascomycota; Saccharomycetes; Saccharomycetales; Saccharomycetaceae.
AUGGCUACUACAUCUCAAGUUUACAGAUCUACUAGAUCAUCAGAUAAAGAAACCAAAACUUUUGAAGAAGUUGUCAUUCAAGGUCUAGCCAAAGAUGGUGGUUUAUUCAUCCCACCAACUAUUCCACAAGUUUCUCAAGAAACCUUAUUUUCUAAAUGGUCUAAGCUAUCUUUCCAAGAAUUAGCUUUUGAAAUUAUGCGUCUUUACAUCGAUUCCAAUGAAAUCCCAGAUGCUGAUUUGAAACAAUUAAUCAACAGAUCAUACUCCACUUUCCGCUCCACUGAAGUCACUCCAUUAGUGAAAAACGUCACCGGUAACAAUGAAAACUUACACAUCUUAGAAUUAUUCCAUGGUCCAACUUACGCCUUCAAAGAUGUCGCAUUACAAUUCGUCGGUAAUCUUUUCGAAUAUUUCUUACAAAGGACUAAUGCAUCAUUACCAGAAUCUGAAAAGAAACAAAUAACAGUCGUCGGUGCAACUUCUGGUGAUACCGGUUCCGCCGCUAUCUACGGUCUAAGAGGUAAGAAAGAUGUUUCUGUCUUCAUCCUAUACCCAACUGGUAGAAUCUCUCCAAUUCAAGAAGAACAAAUGACUACUGUUCCUGAUAAAAAUGUUCAAACACUAUCCGUCAAGGGUACUUUUGAUAAUUGUCAAGAUAUCGUCAAGGCUAUCUUUGCUGAUAAGGAUUUCAAUAAAAGACAUAACGUCGGUGCUGUCAACUCCAUUAAUUGGGCUAGAAUUUUGGCUCAAAUGACUUACUAUUUCUAUUCAUAUUUCAAAGCCAUUGAAGGUAAGGAUCAAUCCGCUGUGAAGGUUAAAUUCGUCGUGCCAAGUGGUAAUUUUGGUGAUAUUUUGGCUGGUUAUUUUGCUAAGAAAAUGGGGUUACCUGUGGAAAAAUUAGUCAUUGCCACUAACGAAAAUGAUAUCUUAGAUAGAUUCUUGAAAUCUGGUGACUACGAAAGAUCCGAUGAAGUCGCUGCCACUUUAUCUCCUGCUAUGGAUAUCUUGAUUUCAUCCAAUUUCGAAAGAUUACUUUGGUACCUAGCUCGUGAAAAUUUAGCUGGAAACGAUGAUUUGAAAGCAGGUGAAAUUGUCAACGGUUGGUUUCAUGAAUUGAAAUCCAAUGGUAAAUUCCAAGUUGGUCAAGCUGUCAUUGAUGGUGCUUUGAAAGAUUUCGCUUCUGAAAGAGUCUCCGAUGAAGAAACUGCUGCUACUAUCAAGAAGAUAUAUGAAGAAUCAGUUAACCCUAAGAAAUACGUCUUAGAUCCACAUACUGCUGUUGGUGUUUGUGCUAGUAAAAGAUUAAUUGCCGCUGAUAACAAUGCGUCUAUAAAUUACAUCUCAUUAUCUACUGCUCAUCCAGCUAAAUUUGCUGAAGCUGUCAACAAUGCCUUAUCUUCUUUCGAAGGUUACUCUUUCGAAAAGGAUGUUUUACCUGAAGAAUUGAAGAAGUUGUCAACUUUACCAAAGAAAUUGAAAUUCAUUGAGAAAGCUGACAUCGAAUUAGUCAAGGCUGCUAUUGAUGAAGAACUAGCUAAAAUGGAUUUAUAA